CUUGAAUAAGGGCUGACUUAUUUUGAUAAAAUGGGCUCCGUUGAGCCCUUUCUCCCUUCAUAAAAUAACUUAUACAAAAAGAAAAAAGAAAAAAAAAACGCGAAAGUGUUGGAGUCCGAGAGAAAGAGAGUGUGUGUAAAACGAUGGCGGAUGUUUCUGAUCCUUCGCUUGGUGGCUCUAAACGUUUGCGUACGAUUAAGCGUCUUUGGUAAAUUUGAACCCGAGAAGUGGCGUGUGUGCACAGAGAAAGAAAUCCAGGAUUAUACGGGGCCAUAUGCAAUGGAUGCCAUGAGUUUCUAUAACGAAACAAAAGGCACCAAGUAUGAGCUGGUGGAGCCUGGUUACUUUUCACAUGCUCUUCUUUCGCGAUGCCUUCUUACCCAUAUCGACUUCACGGCUAAGAAGACUGAUGUCGCUGAUGCUCCAGAGGAGAUGUUUUUUGCUGAACUGACAACUAUCAACGAGGUUGACACUGUCGAGGUUUGCAAAUGCAUGGGCCAGAAAGAAUCAAUUUCAGGAGAUAAAAAACAAUGGCUGCUAUUAUUGCAUGGAGUACCUUGUCCAGCAUCCUAGGGAUGGAGGAUUCAGCGCUGGCGGUGUUGGAUUAUUCACUGAUGAAGAAAGUUACUUUUGAUGAACAUAUCAAUGUCAGUUGUGAGUAUUGAAACUUAAUUUAGAGUCCGACUAUGUGUGACAUAAGUGCACGCUUAGUGGCACCGUCUUUGAAUGCAAAUCUGGCCUGUCUUAAGUUCACUGUCUU
Molecule: messenger RNA, 760 nt
Organism: Papaver somniferum (opium poppy)
Lineage: Eukaryota; Viridiplantae; Streptophyta; Magnoliopsida; Ranunculales; Papaveraceae
Exons: 4
Coding region: 151-573 (140 amino acids)
Source: RefSeq, a predicted model, not a curated record